This is a messenger RNA of Heterobilharzia americana, 3847 nucleotides long. NCBI's taxonomy places the organism in Eukaryota, Metazoa, Platyhelminthes, Trematoda, Strigeidida, Schistosomatidae. The record is from the annotation of a GenBank genome assembly.
CAUUUCGUGUUUGGAAUGUAUAGUUGAAGCCUGGAAAUGUGACUGGUUGUUCAUUCCCACCAGGAGGUUUAGAUCUUUUAAACUUGGUUCAUUUGUAAAGCUGACAUUUUUAAAAAUUCAACAUUCGAUGAAAUUAUUAUUCAUUCAGAAGUAAACAAAGUGCUUCUUUAAAACUGAUAAACAUUCAUUUUAAAAAGAAAUUCAAUGGAAAGUCAAACAUUAACUUCUGCAACUUUAUCAAGAUCUGAAUCUCAAGGUUCACUAAUAAAUGAACGCAGUUCAGAUACUUUACAAUCACCAUCCACUGUUCGAGUAACGUAUACUCCACGAUUAGAAUCUAAUGUACAAAAUAAAACUCAUGAAAAUAUAGUCAAACAUCAACAGAAUACUGAAAAAUCUGAGAAAAUCUUUCUUCUCCCUGGAACUGAACGUGUCGUCAAGGUCACCAAAAAGUUUGUCAUUUCCAAUGAUAAUAACAAUAAACAAUAUACUGGAGAUGAGAAUGAUGUAUUCAUUGAAGAUGAUGCCUUUGAUGAUAAUAAAACACAGCUUACCACUAAAAUAGAAAAUAAGUAUUAUAAAACAAAUGUUUCAUUGCGUAAAAGACAUCAAGUUUCACAUGGAUCUGAUCAUCGUCAUCAUCGUCGUCAUUAUCAUCAUCAUCACCAAAGUCAUCGACACUCUUCUUAUCAUCCAGAAGGUGUGCAUACCCAUUCAAGUGAUACGAGAGACUUCAGAGAGUCUUUAGGAAGCAAUGGUUAUAAAAAGCACACAACACCAUCUGUCCUCAGUUCAACAGCGUAUAAUCAAAAUAAUCUAGAUCAGAAGCGUGUUAUUAGUCGUUUGGAGUUUAUCGCUAAUGAACGUAAUCAAUCAGAUAUAAAUGAGAAUGGUAAUACAUCAGGCGAAGGAUAUAUUGAAAUGAAUCGUGACAGACAUUCUUAUGUAACUUCUCCCCAGAGUAAGCCUGAUGGUUUGAUGGGAUUUAAGCAAAGUCAACUAUUUUCACCUACUAAAAACCAUCGAAAAAAGAAGCAUCGUUCAAAUAGCGAACGUAAAAGUUAUGAAAACUCACAUUCAUCAUUGAACAGACUUUAUUCACAUACACCUGUUGAAUCAAGUAUUUGCCAGAAAUGUCAUGGCCUGAUAUGUUCAAAAUGUCAUGAAAGCUUAAAUUGCCUGAAUACUGAACACUCUGAGUGUAGACCGUUACAUCGUGUUGAUGCCUAUUGUAAUAGCCGGUUGAAUGGAAUAAGUUGUUCAUUGGAUCAUGUAUACCCCUUAAGUCCAAAUCAAAAGUAUAAAUCACUAAGUAGUUCUAGAAUGCAAAUGGCAAAUGGACAUCAUCAUCAUCACCACCAUAACCAUUGUCAUAGACAAAUAAGUUUUGCUAAAUCUAUACCAUCAUUGAGUACACUAGAUUUAUAUGAUACUCAUCCAGAUCAUUUAAGUAUGCACAGUUUAGGUUCUAGUCGAAUGGAAAUUGAAUAUAUGCAAAGUGAUAACGAUGAAACAACUAAUAUGGUAUUAUCACCAGAGAAACUGAGAUGGAUUACAACUUUAGCGCGUGAAUCACUAAAUAAAACAAGAGAUCUUGAUACGUUGGCUAAAAUGAUGAAAGAAAGCUUAGAUGAAAGGUGUGGUAAAUUAUGGCAUUCCAUUGUAGGCGCUGAAUCAUAUGGUAGUAAUCUUGCUACUCUACCCGGAGCAUUGGUUAGUUUUAGAAUAGAUAAAUGGGCUUUUCUGCUAUGGCAAACAUGAUCUCUGCAGGAAAAAUAAUGAUGAAAACAACAGAGGAUAAAAAGAAAAAGAAGCAAUAAUAAUAAUAGUAACCUAUUCAUGGAGAACGAAUCUUGCAUCACUCACAUAAUUUCAUUUGCUUGUCUACUUUGUUAUGUAUCCUUAUUGUGGCUUUGUUUAAAUUAUUAACACUGGUUAAACAAAUCUUUGUUUCCCAAUAAUACAAAAUCAUAUUGAAAUAUUGUACGCUUUUAACUUAUCAUCAUGGCAAAAUUAGUUCGUAACUUCCUUUGACAUUUAAAAAAAAAUUACUUUUGAAUUAUUAAUUUUACCUAAUUUUAGAGAAUGGCCACUUUUUUCAGAAAUUGAAAUAUGACUUAAUUGAUAAUUUUUUAUGAAUAAAUAUUUGAAGUUCUUCUUAUCUAAUGAAUUAAAUUGAAAUGAAUAUUUCACAGUUGUAAAUAGUUUUUGAAUGAAGUAUUUCCAUGUUACGACUGAGAUGCUUAUUUUCAAUCAUUAGGAAACUGAAACUGAGAUCAUAACUAAAGUCUACCUAGUUCAAUACUUUUGUCUUUCAAAUUAUACAUAACUGACAGUGUAUAACUUUGUGUACCUCACUUACAAUGUAUGGUAUAAGCUGAUAGGUACUGAGUAAGGAUAUACAUUAUACACCGCAUACAAACUCCUAAGUUAUUCUUGCUUACUUACUACCAAACUGAACAUCCUUGCCGCGGUGAAAAAUCAAUAUUUUCAACAAAUAUACCACUAGACAGUAUUCAAUCCUGAUGUAUGUGUUUAAGUAUAUAUGAACCAGACAUAACACAAUGGUGAGCAGUGUUCUACGCUUAGAUGUAGUCAGUAAUAAAUCUUUAAAAUACGUUAAACACUUUAUAGAAUUUAUAUUGUAUUCUGUCUUCAACUUUAGACAAAGUUACUCAUUAUCUAAAGCUGAUAGCUUCAGUAGGUGCUGUCAUUAUCUAGGAUGGUUGGGAAGUAUUAAGCUGAAAAACUUGGUUACAGGUUUAAUUUUACUCUUAAAUAAGUAUUUUAGAAUUUGUCCUGGUGCGAACUUGACGGACGAAAAGACCAAUCACUAAUUAUUCGGACUUGCUAUAUACCCAUGAGUAUGAGACCAAGGAAGAACACGAUUGCGUAGUCGGAUUGAAUAGUAUAUUUGGAUGGUUAUGCCAAAAUACCGAUGCGUUGCAACUAACUGGCUAGAGAGUCGAAUACGAGCAAUGCAACGUAACACGACAGCGUGUCCAACAGCGAGGAUGCUUGACCGGGUGCCUUCAACUUAGCGAGUCCAGUUGAAUUAUCAAGGUCAGCAUCAAUGUCGAGGGUCGUCAAACCCUAGGCUAUUGAUUUUGGGGAAGUGUGUAACGCUAAAAUAUGAUUUGAACUCAUUACUAACGAAAGAUAUGCGUUAGAUUGGACUUAGCACCAAGCAUUUUACUUUUAAAUGUUUAAUUACACUUUAAGGCCUCGGAAAAAUAUUUUUAUCAGUAAGAUAAUAUUGUAGUGCACCUUCCUGGCACCAAAAUAUAACUAGGGCUAAAAUAAAUAGUUUAAAUUAAAUUAACUAAAUAAAUCUCUAGCUUGCCUCCGGAUGCUUAGGGUGUUUUAAGUUUUGUUUUAACGAGCAUGCAUCCGAGCAGGCUUGGACGCCAUUUUUGCGCUCCAUUGUGCUGAUCACCACGCACGUACUCCGAGUCCCUAGUUCAGCCUUACAAGCCAGAUAAGUUGAUUAAACUUUUCCCUCAUUCAUUAUUAUAACAUUUACCUUAAAUACAUAGCUCCUUUAAAUACAUUGCGUAUCAGUUCUUUUGAUUUGUGUUUUGUUACCAGUACUUACACGUUAGGUAAAGUACUGGUUAAGCAGGUACUAGAGCACAUCAAAUUAAGUAGGGUUGAUCAAACGUUACGGAAUUGUAACACGCAUCCCUACAAAAAUUGGUGAGCCCGAGUAUCACUUCUUAUUUUGUCUAGUACCUUUGUUCUCUUGCGUUGAUUUGUCUGGCCUAUUUUUGUUUUUGGCACGUCUAGCGUUUUUUUUAUAUUAUUGCACUCCUCAUUGGUUAUUUUUGCAUUGUAAUUUUUUUUUUAU